Rhinocladiella mackenziei CBS 650.93 is the source of this 1596-nucleotide messenger RNA. RefSeq lists its product as uncharacterized. Lineage: Eukaryota; Fungi; Ascomycota; Eurotiomycetes; Chaetothyriales; Herpotrichiellaceae. The coding region runs from base 1 to 1596 and encodes 531 amino acids. Gene Ontology annotation, biological process: transmembrane transport. The transcript is spliced from 4 exons. Gene Ontology annotation, molecular function: transmembrane transporter activity. The record is from RefSeq and is a predicted model, not a curated record. Gene Ontology annotation, cellular component: membrane.
AUGGCGACGGAAAUUAUGAGUCCUCAAUCCGAUACCGAGAAACAAAUCCAAGGCACGGUCAUUCACCUCGAGGAUGCCCUGGCUACUCUCAACAUUGAUCCGAAGGAUGCAGAUGAAGCAUUUGAAUUCCUCAGAGAUCAUCCCAAUGCUGAUUCCGUCACGCAAGAAGCCAUGGCUAUUCUGACGGAUGAUGAAAAAAGGAAGAAACUGUUGCAAAAAAUUGAUUGGGCUAUACUUCCGUGCAUGAUAGGCACCUAUUUCCUUCAAUUCUUGGACAAAACUACCAUUGGAUAUACUGCAGUGAUGGGUUUGCGAGAGGAUACUCAUCUCCAAGGUCAAGAAUAUUCCAAUGUCGCAAUGAUCUUCUACGUCGCAUAUGCGGCAGCAGAAUUUCCAACUCAAUAUAUCUCACAACGAAUCUCGAGACUUGGCAAAUAUCUUGGUGUCAACAUUAUGCUAUGGGGAGUAGCCUUAGGCGCUCACGCAGCAUGUCAGAAUUAUGCUGGGUUGAUGGUUUGUCGUGCAAUUCUAGGAGUUUUCGAGAGUUGCGUAACGCCUACUCUCGUCUUGGUCAUCAGUAUGUGGUAUAAGAAAUCUGAGCAAGGGCGCAGAAUAUCUUAUGUCUACGUCUGCAACAGUUUGACGUCCAUCUUUGCUGGUCUCAUAUCUUAUGGCAUAUCAUUUUCGAAGAAUACCCACUUUGCAAGCUGGAGGAUUUUUCUUCUUACCAUUGGUUUGGUGACUGUUGUCUGUGGUCUGAUUGUGUUCAUGUUGCUGCCAGAUUCUCCUGUCAAAACUCGACGUUUCACCGAUGCUGAAAAAGUUGCCACUCUCUUACGAGUCAAAGACAAUCAAUCAGGAACUCAAAAUGCCAAAAUCAAGAAGGAUCAAUUGCUUUUGGUAUUCAAAGAUCCUGGAGUUUGGUUAGUGGCAUUGAGUGUUUUGAUGUUGAGUGUUCCAACUUCAAUUCCAAACUUUUCCAGUAUCCUUUUGACCACUUUUGGAUAUACUCCACGGCAAGCGUUGGUUCUCAAUAUCCCAGGUGGUGUUGUUGGAGCUAUUGCAACGAUCAUCACUGGAUAUCUCAGUGAUCGAUGGAAUGAUCGAAGUUUGGUAAUGAUCAUUAGUAUCCUUCCCACGAUUGCGGCAUUUGCUAUGAUGAUUGGACUUGAUCCUGGUGGUGUUCCAAAGAGUAAAGGUGCCCUUCUAUUUGCUCUUUAUCUCUGCAACUCAUUUACGGCGGCUUUUAUGCUUCUAUUGGUCUGGAAUGCUUCCAAUCUCGGGGGUCAUACCAAAAAGGUCACCGUUAAUGCAAUGACUCUUGCUCUCUACUGUGCAGGAAAUAUCGCCGGUACCGAAGCUUUUCGUGCCGAAGAAGCUCCAGGAUAUAUCAGUGGAAAAGCAGCCAUCAUGUCUACCUUGUCGGUUCAAGUUUUUGUUUGUCUGGCUUUGAGAUUUCGAAAUGAUCGUCUCAACAAGAAAAAUCGAGAAAAACUUGCAACCAUGACUGAAGACGAGAAGGAAAAGCUUCGACAACAACUUGCCUAUGCUGACAAGACCGAUCGAGAAAAUCCAUUUUUCCGGUAUACUCAUUGA